Colletotrichum chrysophilum is the source of this 777-nucleotide messenger RNA. RefSeq lists its product as uncharacterized. The record is from RefSeq and is a predicted model, not a curated record. The transcript has 2 exons. Lineage: Eukaryota; Fungi; Ascomycota; Sordariomycetes; Glomerellales; Glomerellaceae. The coding region runs from base 1 to 777 and encodes 258 amino acids.
AUGAUGCCAUCCGGUCCAAGUAAGAAGGAGGAAAAGUACUCUCUCCUGAAAGAUGAGACCGGGAGAGAGUCCUACGAAGAAGAAGAAGCACCACGGCCAUCUUCAUCGUCGUCAUCAGUCGAUCAAGAGUCCGGAGCCGUCAAAGUGAAGAGGCAGCUCCGGAUACCAUGGCAAUUCGACCCGGCCUGGAAGUCAUGGUAUCUCUUUGUCCCCCUCGGCCUCAUCUUCUUCAUCCUCGCGGGGCUGGCUUUCUUCCCGUCAUGUGAGCCGUGCCGCAAACAAGACACAUCCGGCUACGUCUGCGCACCCAACGGCGCCCUCCCCAAGAUCGCCCGCGACAGAGGCUGCGAGUUCGACACCAUGUCGUUCAAGUGGUACCCCAAGGAGGCCUUCAACGACAAGGACAACCAGGCGCUCCUCAGGGAGUUCCACGAUCAGGGCCCGUGGCACAGGUACUACGACAAGGGCGGCAAGCACGAGAUCCCGCCGACCAGCGAGGUGCUGACCGCGGGUUGGGUGUCGAGGAAGGAGCACACUUUCCACUGCAUGUACACGCUGAGGCAGACGCACCUGUGGCUCAUCAACGGCUACGACGCCCCGUGGAACUACACGCACACGCUGCACUGCACGAAGUAUUUGAUGGACACGAUUUUGGAGAACCCGCCGAAGGACUUCGACGACCUAAGUGUUCAUGGAACGCCGUGGCCGGAGCACCCUGAUGUGGUGAAGCCAUACUAUCCUUGCAAGCAAGAGGGACUGAGUUGUGAGUCGUGGUGA